AUAAAUGCCCUCUUGCCCUAACAAACAUACAGCGCCUCCCUCAACAUCACUUUCUCAUCUUUCUCCUCCCAUCUCCUCCACAGUGCCACCGUCUCCUCCACUGCUCCGCCACAGCGCCACCAUCUCCUCCUCUGCUCCUCCACAGCGCCGCCUCCUCCUCCUCUGCUCCUCAACAGCGCCGCCUCCUCCACACUGCCACCGUCCUUCACGUUUGCAGGUUACUCGCUACUGGACCGUAACAUAUUUCUUAAUCUUGAUAUUGUUUUGAUUCAAUCUGCAAUCAUGUCUCGAAUAUGUGUUAAAAAUUUGCCAAAGCAUGCAACUGAGGAACGCAUACGAGAUUAUUUUUCUCAAAAAGGAGAAGUAACUGAUGCCAAGCUCAUGCGGACCAGAGAUGGUAAAAGCAGACAAUUUGGUUUUGUUGGUUUCCGGACUGAGAAAGAAGCUGCAGAAGCUUUAAAGUUUUUUCAUGGUUCUUUCAUGGAUACUUACAGACUUACUUGUGAGAUUGCACGCCAAGUGGGUGAUUCAGAAAUGCCACGUCCAUGGAGCCGACAUUCUCUUAAGAAACAAGAAAAGCCAACCAUGGAGAAAAAGGAAUCUGUUAAAUCAAGUAAAAAAGUUACAUCAGAGCCGAAGAAUGACACUGAGAAUGGUGACCUUCAGUUCCAGGAGUUUCUUCAGGUCAUGCAACCCCGUACAAAGUCAAAGCUGUGGUCAAAUGAUAUGUUAGAAGCCACCCAAGAAAAAGAUGGCAACAAGAAAGUUCAACUAAAAGAAGGCAAACCGAAACUGAAUUCGGAAUCUGACAAGGUGAACGAAAUCGGUGAUAAAUCGUUGUCAGAUAUGGAUUACUUUAAAAGCAGGGUAAAAAAAGAUUGGUCAGAUUCAGACGCUGAUGAUGUAGAGGAGGCUGAGAAUGAUGACGAUGAUGGUGAAAUCGAGAAAAUAGAUGACAUGAAUCCUGAAAACCCUAAUGAAACCGAUGAUGUAGAUGAACCAUCAUCAAGUUUAGAAGAUGAAGAUGAUGUUCUACAAACUGGCCGUCUUUUUGUUAGAAAUCUUCCAUAUACUGCUUCGGAAGACGAUUUGCGGGAGCAUUUCAGCAAGUUUGGCAGUGUCUCUGAGGUUCAUCUGGUGGUUGAUAGAGAUACAAAACGAUCAAAGGGGAUUGCUUAUAUUCUCUAUGCACUUCCAGAAUCUGCAGCUAGGGCAUUAGAAGAGCUUGACAAUUCGAUUUUUCAAGGCAGACUCCUGCACAUUAUGCCAGCAAAGCAAAAAGUUGUUCCUGUGAAGAAAGACGAGUUUGAUCAUCAAGCAAAGACGUUUAAGCAACAAAGAGAAGAAAAGAGGAAGAAAUCUGAAAUUUCCGGAGAUACAAGAGCUUGGAACAGUUUAUUUAUGAGACCAGAUACAGUUGUUGAGAAUAUCGCUAGGGAAUUUGGUACAAGUAAAAGUGAAUUACUAGACCGAGAAGCCUCUGAUGUAGCUGUACGUAUUGCAUUAGCAGAAACACAAGUGGUUGCAAAGACAAAAAAGGCUCUUGCAAAUGCCGGUGUUAAUGUGACUUCUUUAGAGAAUUUUGCCAGUAAAAAAACUGAGUCCGGAAAAAGAAGUAACCAUGUUAUACUAGUAAAAAAUCUUCCCUAUGGUUCUUCUGAAAGUGAACUUGCUACCAUGUUUGGAAAAUUUGGAAGCAUCGACAAAGUUAUUCUCCCUUCAACAAAAACGCUAGGCUUGGUUGUUUUUCUUGAACCUGGUGACGCUCGUGCAGCAUUUAAAUGUUUGGCGUACAAGCGGUACAAAGAUGCUCCUUUGUAUUUGGAGUGGGCCCCUGAUGACAUUUUGAGUGGGGAUCAAGUAGGUGUAACUGAUGAAAAAGAAACUCCUAUCGUGGGAGAACAACAGACCAAACGAGCAUUACUGGAGCAACAAUUAGAAGGAACAGAUGAUGCUGAUAUUGAUACAGAACGAGUUGAGUCGCGGUCACUCUUUGUCAAGAAUCUGAAUUUUAAAACUACCGACGAGAGUUUGAAGAAACAUUUUGUUGAGCACAUAAAGGAAGGAAAACUACGAAGUGUCAGGAUAAAAAAGCACAUGAAGAAUGGGAAAAACGUUUCAAUGGGUUUUGGGUUUUUGGAGUUUGAUACUGUGGAUACUGCUGUACAUGUCUGCAGGGAUUUACAGGGAACGGUUUUGGAUGGACAUGCCCUUAUAUUACAGUUGUGCCAUGUUAAGAACAAUGAUAGAGUAAAAGAGAAGGUGGGCGAAGAUCAAAGUUCAACGAAGUUAAUUGUGAGAAAUGUAGCUUUUGAAGCUACCGAGAAAGAGUUGCGCCAAUUGUUUAGCCCUUUUGGUCAGGUAAAGAGUUUAAGGCUUCCAACAAGGUUCGGGAAGCAUAGAGGAUUUGCUUUUGUCGAGUAUGUAACAAAACAAGAGACGAAAACCGCCUUGCAAGCUCUAUCAAACACUCAUUUAUAUGGGCGUCAUCUGGUUUUGGAGAGAGCAAAAGAAGGAGAGAGUUUAGAAGAGUUGCGGGCUCGAACCGCUGCUCAGUUUGUUGAUGAGAGCACAGGUUUUCAAAACCAGACUAAAUUAUCUCUAAAGAGGAAGCAACUUGAUAUUUAGGAUUGACAUUAUAAAUUAGGCCCAGUUUUGAUAUUUUAUGUAAUUUGUUUUUUUUUUUCAUAUUUUUAUAUGCCCACAGGGGUGGACCCGCAUGGUAACACUAGUAAAAAAAUACUAUAUUUAUGUUAUAUGGUAUUUGAUACUUGGUUUUUAUAUACUA
This is a messenger RNA of Helianthus annuus (common sunflower), 2788 nucleotides long. Its product is annotated as multiple RNA-binding domain-containing protein 1. The record is from RefSeq and is a predicted model, not a curated record. The transcript is spliced from 16 exons. Lineage: Eukaryota; Viridiplantae; Streptophyta; Magnoliopsida; Asterales; Asteraceae. The coding region runs from base 283 to 2628 and encodes 781 amino acids. Gene Ontology annotation, molecular function: RNA binding.